Messenger RNA from Coffea arabica (coffee), 1439 nucleotides. The record is from RefSeq and is a predicted model, not a curated record. Lineage: Eukaryota; Viridiplantae; Streptophyta; Magnoliopsida; Gentianales; Rubiaceae.
AUGGCACCGCCUGUAUGGAAUGGUUAUAUUCCUGGUCAGGUUCCCCUUUGGGGCUUUGCGGAGUCUGCACGAUCCGGUAAGGUCUUGCAAGGUCAAGAAAAUUUAGGUUUAGCUUCACCUCUUUAUGGCGGUGAUAAGAUAAACCGCCAGUUGGAUUUUGAGAUGCAUUCUGUUGCACAUCAACAAUUUGUGUCAAAUGGGAUGGAGAAGGCAAACUACAGUGAUUUUAGCAGAAGUCAGCCUUCCAUCACCUACUCAGGCUCUAUGGAAACAAAUAGCUUUCCAAAGGUCUUGCAAGGUCAAGAAAUUUGCUCACUUAAAUCUCUAACUGGAAAAACUGAACUCAAUCCUAGCGGCUGGAGAAAACCUGAGCUGGGCGGCAACAUUUUGAACAUAAAUCAAAGAUCCUUUCCCAGUUGUUAUCCUUUAGCAUCUGAAGGCAUUAGAAACCUGGUUUUCCCGUACAAUGGAGUCUAUAAAGCUGGUCAAGAUCCUGUCAUGCUUUCCUAUAUGACCAAUCGUGAGAGAGAAAACCAUGUGCUAAACUCAAAGUCCUUCAGGGAUGGGCUAACUAAGGAGGAUGGAAGACAUCUCUCUCUAGCAAAUGAGUCAAAGGCAUUCGAGAAGAAGUCUAUUGUCCCCACUACAGGAACACCCUUGAACAAUAAAAAAGACGACAACAAGGGAGCUGGAUCUGUUUGUAAGCUAUUUGGGGUUUCCCUGACUGAAGAAGCCCCUGCCUCAAGUUCACAGAGUUCUAGCAGGAGAAGUUGUACAAAGGUUCACAAACAAGGCAAUUUGGUGGGAAGAGCUAUUGAUCUGUCCAAACUGAAAAGUUAUGAUGACCUGCUGGUUGAGCUCGAGAAGCUGUUUAGCAUGGAGGGAAUGUUAAGGGAGCCUGGCAAGGGAUGGCGUGUCCUGUAUACUGACAGUGAGAAAGACAUGAUGGUUGUGGGAGAUGAUCCGUGGCCUGAGUUUUGUGACGUCGUGUCAAAGAUCCACAUAUUAACCAUAGAAGAAGUGCAGAAAAUGUCCAUUGGAGUGAUCAGUGAUGAGACUCGUAGUUGUUUGGAAGAAUCACCAGCAGUAAUGGAUGGCUCCAAGUCUUCAGUUACUGCACCCUGAUUCAUCUCUAACAGUAGUCAGGACUUCAAAUUCAGGGUGUUCGAGGUGAUGCUGCUGAUGUUUCUGGGCAUCUGUCUGCCUAUUAGCUGUUACCUAAGCAUUUAACACCCUAUGUAUAUAUUCGUAUUUCUGAAACUUUUCAAGUUGUCGUAUGCUGUGCACGUACCCCUUAGAACUUGGUUGCCCAUCAGUUCGCGUCUUUGUUGUCUUGUAAGUAUACCAUUAAUCGAAACACCGGUGUGGUCUGUUUAUGUCUAUGAGUAUCUGUUUGUUGAAGAACUUCAAUGUCAAACCAGUGAAUUGUUGUGUUUAAC